Molecule: messenger RNA, 2370 nt
Organism: Symbiodinium sp. CCMP2592
Lineage: Eukaryota; Dinophyceae; Suessiales; Symbiodiniaceae
Source: the annotation of a GenBank genome assembly
AUGGACGGCGACUCUCCACAGCAGCAGAACCGUCAGGCAUCCACUCAGGUCGAGGCUGCACCUGCUGCGGCAGUGACCUCCCAGCAGCGACCGUCCACUGCCACCGCCAAGGCCAAGGGCAUGCCCGCGAAGGCACCGAAGAUGUGUGCUGCUGAAGAUUGCCCCAAUGAAGCUUGCAAGAACCAGCGUUGGUGUGUUGAUCACAAGCGGGCUUAUGCAGCCAUGUUUGCCAAUGCUCGGAAGAAUGGGCAGCAGGAAGAGCUGCAAGAAGUCAUGGCUUGUGAGAUUCGAAGCAAAGUGGCGAUGCGUGAAUGGUGCGAGAAGAACCCACCAGCUGGGAAGUGGUCUCGCAAGAGAACGCACGACUUUGCGCAGUACCAGCACAUCGAAGGCACCUUGGAUGAGCAUGGAGAUCUGGGCCAAGAUUGGCCAAUGACGGAAGCCGAGUUUCUGCAUUGGGCAACCGACACCAAGCGACUAACCAGCACCGGGGCGACCAACUGGUGGAAGGAGCUGUCGGCGACCUGCAAGAAGGACUACAUGGGCAGAGAUCCCCAUGGUGCUCUGGGAGCUCAGCGCCUCUGGGUGCCGGCAGCGGAGUUUUAUCAGCGCAAGAAAGCCCGCUUCAACCAGUCGCAGGUGCUGGAGAACAGCCGGCCAAUGAGGAGACUGACCGAGGAGGACCUGGAUGAGCUCAGGGAUUUUGCUUCUACCAGGACGGCUGAUGAGAGCCUUCUACGUGGAGAGGCUCGGCGAGUGGCACCCCGGACACCGCAGCCGGCGCUGCCGCUGCCAUCCGCUGCCAAUGCUGGCGCUGCUGGCACUUCGGCGGCAGAGCAAAACUCGAGCCCGCAGAAGGAGAAGAUUGUGGACUUGGCCCUCGAGAAGCCGAAGCUUAUCAACAAGCAGAAAGCCGAGCUUCGAGCAUUGGAGACUGCUUUGCGAGAGGCAGCCAGGAAGGGCAUGGAACAGUUUGUCGCCAGCAAAGACCCGUCCGAUCCGUCUUUGCAGGCAUUGAUGCCUCACCUGGAGUUCCGGUUGCGUUGCUCGGCGGCUGUAUUCGAAUACACGGAUGUUGACUUCCUGAAGGAUGUCGUCUUUGCAAAAGCCCAUGACAACAUUGAUGACCUCCUGAAGAACCACCCGGGGAUGCUGCCGGUUCAGGAGGAGCAUGUGAAGCACCUCCAGUCCUUCUCUCAGCUCCAGGACGGCAUUGACAAGGGCAUAGGAGCGGCCACAACUGUGGCACAGUUGGAGGAAGCCAAGGAGGCAUGGGGUGCCAAGAAGCUGGCAAUGAAAUCCUUGGAGAAGGGUGUCAACCAGGCAAGCAAGGAUGCCAAGGCCCGAAAGGCCCAGCAGGAGAAGGAAGCGCAACGGAAGGCCCAGGCCGAGCAAAAGAAGAAGGAUCGCGAGCAAGUGGAUGCAUUCAAGGAGCAGAGCGACCAACGUGCGAAGGCAUUGCUGGCGGGGAAGAAGGGCGGCAUCAGCAAGAAGGGCUAUGUCGGCUAUGUGGCUUGCCAGUUCAUGUUGGACAAGAUGUCGCAGAAUGCUUUGCCAGAGGGCUUCAGCCUCCAGUCCUUCACGGAAGUCGAGAUUGGGAAGCUGCCCAGCAUGUCUGGGCCAUGGGUGCUGAAAGGUGCCGCUGCUGUGGACAAAUGGUCUACGAAUCCCAUUGUUUCCAAGACAACGCAAUCCUAUGCAGUGAAGUACAAGGCCUUCCCCGACUACCUCAACCGUGGCAGAGUCUCGGCAGCCUUCGAGGCCAAGCAUGGGCACGAGAACACGGUCGACAUGUUCUCCGGCAUGAUCCCCCCUGUGAAGAACAUGGAGGCUUUCCCUGCAAGCCAAACGUUUCAGAACACGACCUGGCUCGCAGGAUACGCCCCCGAGAUGCGGUUCGUUGGUUUGCAAGCCAAUGGCGCUUUGACAUUGAAAACCAUGGCCAUGGGUGAAGUCCUUCAUGUGAGUCUCUCCAGCACAGAUGUGCUCAAGGGGCUCAAGGAGCUUGGCAUGCUGAAGCCUGAUUCCAAGUUUGCUGAUGUCGAUGCCUUCUGCAGCUUGCUGGAGGACUUGGACAUGGAUGCCUUCGUAAAGAUGCACAAGGCCGGCAUCAAGCUGUUCAUCCACAAGGCCAUCCCAGGACAGGUCAUCGGCAUUCCAAUGGGAUGGUUUUGCUUCAAGCUGGCUGUUGACGGUGCCGUGCUUGUUGCUGCUCGUCAAGGCUUUUUCCUUGUCGACACGACGAAGGAGGACCUGAAGCAGUACGAAGCCAUGCGAGACAUGUUGAUCAUGUGUGGCAAGGCCGGCGAGAAGUACGACCAAAUCAUUGACAUGCUGUCCAAGAAGGAAGGUGACGGCAGCGGUGAGUGA